AUGUCCUUGUGCGCGGGUCUUGGCAGCAACAGGAAGCGCAGCAGGAACAAACAUCAGAAACGAUCCAACCUGGUGAGCAAAAUCUUGGAGGGGCGUGCCCGGCUUGAGACUGGCAGGCCGCCGCCGCUGCGCGGCCCGCCGCUGCCGCCGCCGGCGCGGGCGCGCCCCGGCCGGGCGGCGCGCCCGCGGGGGUCCGCGAGGAACGGCUGCCGCGCGGAGGCCCGCGGCGGCCGCUCGGCGGCGGCGGCGGCGGCGCGCCCGGGCGGCGCCGGCGGGGCGCCCGUGGCGGCGGGCGGCAUCGGUCGGCUGCGCGACGAGCGCCCGGUGGCGCGGAGCCCCGCGCUGGGCACGGAGGGCGCCGCGUGGCCGCCCGAGGUGGCCUUCGGCGGCGGGGCGCGCGCCGUGGACGGCCACGGGCGCUCGGCCGCCCGGGCCUCCCUGUUCCGGCGUGCCCCUCCGGAGGAGCUCGUGGAGAUCCACGAGCAGGAGAUCGCGAGGCGCCGUGGCGUCGCGGUCGGAGGAGCGGCCGCGGCUGGCAGCGACGGCGAGGCAGGCCGUGGCGGAGGAGGCGAGCGGCACGCGCCUGGCGCACCUGGUGGCGGGGGCGAGGCAGGCGCUGCUGGAGCAGAGGGAGACUGGGAGGAAGGCCAGCUGGACGAGGCGGCGCGCCUCGGCCUUCUCGCAGCCCUCGGCAGCCCCCAGUGUUCGCCGCUGCCGCGCUGCUACUGGUGCGGCGCGGCGCUGGUGAGCCUGCAGUGCCUGCUGGCGGCCCUGAGGCAGCUCGGCGCCGCCGUGCUGCAGCUGGAGGGCGCGGGGGUCUCGGUCUCCCCGGGCGCGGCGGUCGCGGCGGCCGCGCGCGCCGCGGCGGCCGGGGCGCGGCUGGAGCUGGACCCGCGGCUGGCGGCCCUCGCGGCGCGGCUACUGCCAGAGGCCCCUUGGGGCCCGCGGGCAGGAGACGCGGCAGCGGCGGCGGCCGAGACGCGCUGACGGCAGCAGCUCCAGAAAGCGGUCCAUUCUCUGCCCCGUUGCCCGACGCGCGAAUAUCUCGAGCUGCAUUCGCGCGCUCGCGCCGCCAUUUUGCAGAAGGCCC
Prorocentrum cordatum is the source of this 1090-nucleotide messenger RNA. NCBI's taxonomy places the organism in Eukaryota, Dinophyceae, Prorocentrales, Prorocentraceae. The record is from the annotation of a GenBank genome assembly.